UACGUGACCAAAGUGGGCAAGUGCCAGGUGAAUCUGGGCAACAUCCAGGACAAGAAGAGGUUCCUCUCGGACAUCUUCACUACCAUCGUAGACCUCAAGUACCGCUGGUUCCUCUUCGUCUUCAUGAUGUGCUACGUCGUCACCUGGGUGGUCUUUGGCUUCAUCUACUUCCUGGACGCCUGGGUGCGCGGCGACGUGUGGCACCAGGGCGAUCCCGAGUGGCAGGCGUGCAUCGAGAACGUGGACGGCUUCGUCUCCGCCCUGCUGCUCUCGGUGGAGAGCCAGCGCACCAUCGGCUACGGCACGCGCAUGGUGACGGCCAACUGCGCCGAGGGCGUCAUCCUGCUGAUCGCCCAGUCCAUCGUGGGCUCCAUGAUCGACGCCAUGAUGGUCGGCUGCAUGUUCGUCAAGAUCUCCCGGCCCAAGAAGCGCGCCCAGACCCUCAUCUUCAGCAAGAACUGCGUCAUCUCCCUCCGGGACGAGAAGCUCUGCCUGAUGUUUCGUGUGGGGGACCUGCGGGAAAGCCACAUGGUGGAUGCCAAGAUCCGCGCAAAGCUGAUCAAGUCCCGCCAGACGGCCGAGGGGGAGUUCAUCCCCCUGGAGCAGUCGGAGCUGAACCUGGGCUACGACACGGGGGAGGACCGUCUGUUCCUGGUGGAGCCCCAGAUCAUCUGCCACGUCAUCAACCGCCACAGCCCUUUCUGGGACAUGUCGGCCGAGUCGCUGCGCCGGGAGCAGUUUGAAAUCAUCAUUAUCCUCGAGGGCAUUGUGGAAGCCACAGGAAUGACGUGCCAAGCCCGCACCUCUUACACGGAGGACGAGAUCCUCUGGGGAUACCGCUUCGAGUCCUGCAUGUCCCUGGAGAAAGGCGCCUUCCAGGUGGACUACAGCCGCUUUGAGAUGACCUUUGAGGUGCAGACGCCAGCGGCCAGCGCCAAGGAGCUGCAGGAGCUGCGGGAGCUGGAGCAGCAGGAGCACUCCACA
Messenger RNA from Zonotrichia albicollis (white-throated sparrow), 984 nucleotides. The record is from RefSeq and is a predicted model, not a curated record. Lineage: Eukaryota; Metazoa; Chordata; Aves; Passeriformes; Passerellidae.